This is a messenger RNA of Ylistrum balloti, 1411 nucleotides long. Its product is annotated as von Hippel-Lindau disease tumor suppressor-like. The record is from RefSeq and is a predicted model, not a curated record. The transcript has 2 exons. Lineage: Eukaryota; Metazoa; Mollusca; Bivalvia; Pectinida; Pectinidae. Bases 210 to 836 code for a protein of 208 amino acids.
UAAGUGAGAUUGUCUUUCGCUCACUGGAAGUAAAUAUGAACAUACUGCAACGGUUCAUUAGCGGACGGUAUGUUCAUAUAUUCACUAUCAAUGCAUACAUUUAAGAGUUUAAUAAGCCUUUUUACUUCUAUGGGGUUGUCAACAGAUUUCAACGGUUUUCUCUGCUCCUAGUAUAGUGUUGCGCAAUCGUUGCCAACUUCUGGGUGAAAAUGGCGGAGUCUUUAGAACAGCCAGAGGAAAACAAUCCAUUAAUCAGAUCGAUUAAUAAUGAUGUCAGCGUGAAUGUUAGGUUUUCAAACAGAAGUGGAAGGACAGCUUCUCUACUUUGGUAUAACUUCAAAGGAAAGUUUGUGAAGUAUGGCAUUUUACAUCACGGCGAUAUCAUGGACAUGUUUACAUACGUGACCCACCCCUGGGGUGCACGCGAUGCUGUAAGUGGGGAUGUGUUAAAUAUUGGAGGACAUUCUGUGUAUUAUCCUCAAGUUCCAGCAAAUGGAGUCCAGCCUGACGAGUUCCCAGUUUGCAAUAUUGAUUUACCACUUUAUUCAUUGAAGGAAAUAUGUCUCCAGCAAGUACAGAAGCUAUAUCCAAGAAAAAAAAUUAAAAACAUUGAAGAUGUGUUGCCACAUACUCUUGUAACUGAACUCAAAGAAGGUGGGAAACAUGAGGUUCACUAUCUUUACAAGAAUGUGAAGGUCAGCAAGGGUUCACACGUGAAGCACACAUGUAACAAGGACGGCCUUGUGGAAUUAGUGAAACUUGAUGGACAGAUCAUUCCAAUUGGUGACCAUCAACUUGACACUGAUAGUGAUAAGGAAGAAGAUGACACUUCUUAAUCUAACUCCAGAAAAACUAAAUCUAGUGAUUCUUGCUCUUGUUCUUAGGUGGUUGGUGGCUUGGUCACUUAUUUGAUAUUUGAAGGAUGUAUUGAUUCGGGCUGCAUGAAUCAAUUCCUUCCUGUGUGCAUAACUGAAAAUUUCAAGGGCAUUAUCUAAAAUAGAGCUCCACAUGAACAUGCACUUUAUGUAUUGUAGGGUCACAAGUAAACCACAGUGUCACAAGUAAACCACAGUGUCACAAGUAAACCACAGUGUCACAAGUAAAACACAGCUCUACAAAAACUUUAUCUAUUGCAGGGUCACAACUAAAACAUCUUUUCUCUUUUACAUAUGCCAGAUGACAGACUUUCUGACAGACAGAUGUCUUAUGUUGACUAGACACGUGUCUGUCAAAAUAUCGAAUGGUCUGAAAGUCAGAGAAAAUUUGUUCUACAUGGAGAUAAUGUAAUGAAUUGUGAUGUAUUUGUACUGUGUGAUAUUUAUCUGUUUCUGAUAUACUCUAUUAAACUGUGAUAUGUUUUAAAUUCAUGUGCAACAUAUUGUUACUUCAUUAGAUUUAAUAAAGGCAUAUA